CAGGGAGAUGGGCGCCGGGGCCGGGCCGGCAGUCCUGGGGCUGGUGGCGCUGCUGGCGCUCUGGCCCUGCGCCAAGGCGGGCUGCGCGGAAGAAGGGCGCUGCUGCCCGGGCCGGGACCCGACGUGCGCGAGCACGGGCUGGCGCCUGAGUCGAGCCUACGGGACCUGCUUCUGCGACGCGGCGUGCAAGCGGACCGGCGACUGCUGCUACGACUACGCCCAGGCGUGCCCAGCGCUACCAUGCAUUGUUGGAGAAUGGACUCCCUGGAGUGGCUGUCCUGAGCAGUGUAAACCUAACUUCCGAAUGAGAACACGCGUCAUACAGCAGGAACCAAAAAAUGGUGGUGAUCCUUGCCCUCCAUUAGAAGAAAAAGCUGGUUGUAUGGAAUAUACUAAUUAUCAAGGUCAAGAUUGUGCAAAUGAACAUGUUCCUGCUUUCAUAACUACUUCUGAAUAUAAUAAAGAGAGGCAAAAACAAGCUGUGCAUCCAAGGUGGUCUUCAGUAACAGAGGAUUCCAGGAGCUACUGUGUAGAGUUCAGAACAGAAACAUUGUCUCCUCGUUGUUCUGUGGAAAAUCGCCCCUAUGCUCGAUGGAUGCAGUAUCUGCGAGAAGGAUAUACCGUGUGUGUAACAUGCCAGUCUCCAGCUAUGCAUACUGGUACUCAUAGAUGUUCUGGAGAUGGUGGUCAUGCAGAUGGGAACAAAGUUCUUCAGUGGCAGGCAGUCGGCAAUCCUUUGUGCCAUGGAACAUGGAAAAAAGUUCAGCAGAUGGAAGAAUGUUCAUGCCCUCUUGUACAUAGCUUUAUUUUUACGUAAUAUUUUGAAUAUACACUUAUCAAUAUCUUUAACUGAUGUGGAAAUUAUGCUGUUGUUGUGCUUGUGUUAACUCUGUUUAGGAUUGCUUUUGAACAAAGCAAGUCAAGAUUUUGGCAUAAUUCUUGGUGCUUUUUUCUGCAGAAAUCAGAAUAGAACUCAAUUGUAACAUGGUACAGAUAAUUUUAUUUCUGCAGUGACAUUUUCAACUUUUGCAUAUUCCACUGGCAGCGGUGCUUGUAAAAGUCUCAAUUAAAUGGAAGAAAUUUAGGCAUGUAUUUGUAACCAUUUUAGAAGACACUAGUGCAUCCCACAGCAGACACAUGCUUUACUGCAACCACACCAUAUGGCCCUUGAGAGAGAUUUGACCGAAGCCUAUCUGCCUAUGCGGUAGCAUAGUGGUUAAGUAAUUGGGCUCCAAGCCAGCAUUCUGCUGGUUUGACUCCCACUGCUGCUAUGAAUUCUUCAGGUGGCCUUGGGUAAGCCACUCCUCUCAUCCCCAGCUGUAUUGUGGAGAUAAUAACAUUGACUGCUGGCUCUCUUUCAAAACUAUGCUUCCUGGCUAACGUUGUGUCUCCCAACACAUGAAGAACACGUUUCAGAUGUCUUGUGUAGAGAAGCUGUGGUUGUGGCACCAACCUUUCCAGAAGAGCAGUAUAUAAGCACACAGUUAUUACGAACUAAUGAUGGUCAGUCUUUAUAGGAGGAAUAGGGCCAGUCACCCAUAUACAGCUGCAGUGCAGCAGAAGUAAGUUGUCACUGUGUAGCAUCUGGUCAUUAAGUCUAUUCAAAACUAUUAUAUAACAGAUAUUGCUUUGGAAAUACUAUGAAGUAUUCUGAGGAGACUUUACCACUGCAUAGCAAAGGUGUUUAAAACUGCUUUCCCACUCCAUCUGUAAUGCUCCGGCUCUGCACAUCCAGACUGGUUUCAUCAAACAUUUCUGUGAUUGAUAGGGCUCGAGUCCUUCUCUGAACAUUUAAACCUGCAAUGAUGCCUUUAAAAGUAUUUGGAUGAAUACAAAAGAACCUUUUAUUGGACUAUUUAUUUUUUUGUUCCACUUACCAAGAAAUAAGUUAGGGUGGCCUGUAAGAGAAUCAAUUCCUAGAAAGUUUAGAAGUUUGACAGUGAAGACCACAUCUACUACAGACCAGAGAUUUUCAACAGUUAAGCCAACUCUAUAGGAACAAAUGUACUGGAGACAACUCCUGAACAAUUUAAAGAGCACUCCUCCCCGCAAAACCCAAACAGUCCUCUUUAACUUGGCACUUACAACACUUAAUUGUUUUCUGAAGUGGUUAGCUGAGAUCCUAAUUUAGAGGAGAAAAUUAACCUAAUUAUGAGAGCAUUGGAAUUCUCCGCUCACGUAUUAAAAGCAGUACAUUGUAGAUAACCAACUGAAAACAGUAUCACUGCUAUGCUUCUUUUCAGUGGAGCCACGGUAGAUGUAAACAUGUCCAGUAAAGACACUUCAAGAAAGCAAGAUGUUACACUAGCAAUAAAAAACGUGCCAACAACCCUUUCGUAUACAUGGAGGUUGCUGUAGAAAAACAGUUGAAAAUCCUCUCUGGUGCUUAGAAGA
Messenger RNA from Eublepharis macularius, 2394 nucleotides. It is a transcript of the gene SBSPON, whose product is annotated as somatomedin B and thrombospondin type 1 domain containing. The record is from RefSeq and is a predicted model, not a curated record. The coding region runs from base 8 to 817 and encodes 269 amino acids. The transcript has 5 exons. Lineage: Eukaryota; Metazoa; Chordata; Lepidosauria; Squamata; Eublepharidae.